AUGGAAGAUCAAAAAAGAAUUUUAGUUCCCUUAGCUCCAAGCUUUGAAGAAAUAGAAGCUAUUACUGUAAUUGAUUUAUUUCGUCGUAUAGGAGCAGAUGUUACAGUUGCAUCAAUUUUAAACAAAAGUGAAGGAUUAGUAGUGAAAGGCGCUAAUGGAGUGCAAGUUUUAUGCGAUAAACAUUUAGAUGAAGUAGUUAAUUAAGAUUUUGAUAUGAUUGCAUGUCCAGGAGGUAUGCCAGGGGCAUAACAUUUAAGUGAUUGCUAAAUUCUCAUUGAAAGAUUAAAGAAAUAGAGAGAAUAAGAUAAAUAUUAUGCUGCAAUUUGUGCCGCUCCAUAUGUCAUAUUUGAGAAGCACGGAUUUUUGAAUAGUUAAAUUGCUGGAACUUGCCAUCCUGGAUUUGCUGAUAAACUUUCCAAUAAAUCUAAAAUUGACUAAGAUGUUGUUGUUACAGGUAAAUGCAUAACUUCUAAAAGUGCAGGAACUGCUAUGGAUUUUGGACUUUAGCUUCUUAGAUUACUCUAUUCUGAAUAAAAAGUUCUUGAGGUAUUAAAAAGAUUAGCAUAUAGAAAAUGA
Tetrahymena thermophila SB210 is the source of this 576-nucleotide messenger RNA. Its product is annotated as DJ-1/PfpI family protein. NCBI's taxonomy places the organism in Eukaryota, Ciliophora, Oligohymenophorea, Hymenostomatida, Tetrahymenidae. Gene Ontology annotation, molecular function: protein deglycase activity. The transcript has a single exon. Gene Ontology annotation, cellular component: nucleus; cytosol. The record is from RefSeq and is a predicted model, not a curated record. Gene Ontology annotation, biological process: protein deglycation, glyoxal removal; guanine deglycation, glyoxal removal.